GUGGCGCACCGGACAGUGGCAGCAGCGGUAGGCUGGGCACAAGGGUUAAAGAGUGUGAAGCAGUGGGAGAUCCAGCCUCCCCCACGGAUCCACCAUUGGGUGCGAGAGCGGAGAGAGACAGGAGUCCCCAGCAAAUCAGGAGCUAAUUGAUUAAAGAGCCUCAUUAGAAUACGGGUCUGGCCGCGUGCCAAUCGCCUUCCAGAGACCCCCCUCCCACCAUCUAUGAUUAAUAGAGAAGCCUAUUGAUAAUCAUAAUUACAGCGGGACACAUGCGCGGCGGAUGGACUCCAUUUCCGUGAUUCCCACACGGUUUCUGGUGAUAUUAUUUUUUUUUUUUUCUCUAAAUUCUGUCCCGGCUGAUGAGUGAACCAGCAUGUCGCGGAGGAAGCAGGCGAAGCCCCAGCACUUCCAGUCGGACCCCGGAGUGGCCUCGUCCGGGAGCGCCGGAGAUGCUGAACCCUGCUUAGAAAAUCCUGUUAGUAAGGACUCUGAUGCCCACAUUUGUAGCUGCUGUUGUGCAGAGUUCUUUGAACUAUCAGAUCUGAAACGGCACCAGAAGAGUUGCACUAAGAAUCAAUUGGUUUUAAUAGUGGACGAGAACCCAGCAUCUCCUGAAGCGUUCUCACCAAACUCGCCAUCCACUAAUCCAGAUGAGCACAUGAUUGACGUGGCUAAUAACGGAGAUCAAGCUGAGUGUGGCGACCCUUUGGAGCAUGAUGUGCUUGCCAAAGAGGAGUCGAUGGAUGUGGAUCCUUCCAGUAUGCACAGCAAUCAUGGCAGUGCUGGAGAUCACAGCAGCAGUGAUGGGAGUAGCUGCUCCAUCAGUGACAACAGUGGGGUCAGCGACCUUGCAGGCCACAUUGCUGGCACCCCAGCUGCACCCACACCUCUUCUUCAGUUAGGCAGCAUGGCUGAAAUGAGUAACUUCUCAGUGAUCAACAGCAACGUUAUCAUUGAAAACCUGCAGAGCACAAAGGUGGCAGUGGCCCAGUUCUCCCAAGAGACCCGCUCCCGCAGCAGCCCCAAGGUAGCCGUGCCAGCCCUGAUGGAGCAGCUCCUGGCGUUGCAGCAGCAGCAGAUCCACCAGCUGCAAUUAAUUGAGCAAAUCCGCCACCAGAUUUUACUGCUGGCCUCACGUACACCCGAGACACCUAUACCCCCUGCCUCGUCGCAGGAUGCAACACGGACACCUGCUAACCCGCUCACUGCCCUCAGCUCUCAUCUCUCACAGCAGUUGGCUGCCGCUGCAGGGUUAGCUCAGAGCUUGGCCAGCCAGUCUGCUAGUAUUGGCAGUUUGAAACAAAUGGCUGCAGCAGCAGCAGCACAGCUACCUGAAAGCAACCUUGGUAACAGUAGCGUGCCCCCUGGCAGCAACUCAUCCCCGGGCACCGGUAUGCUGGCAGCAUCACCUCUGAGCACACAUCCACCUGACAAACAGCCCACACACCCGCAGCUCAACACCCCGUUGUUAGCAAAUGCAUCCACCCGAGCCUUUGGCAUAGGUAGCUUGUUGAACUCUGCGGCAAACCCACUUCUACCUCAGCCGCCUCCUGGUAACCCUUUGUUCCCCAGCUCUCUAGCCAGCGUUGGCACAGCAGUAGAAGACCUGAAUUCUUUGGCUGCUAUAGCUCAGCAGAGGAAAAGCAAGCCCUCCAGCAGUACUACUUUUGAGGCCAAAGGCAACUCGGAGGAGGCCUUCUUCAAACACAAGUGCAGGUUUUGUGCCAAGGUGUUUGGGAGUGACAGUGCCUUGCAGAUCCACCUGCGGUCUCACACCGGAGAGAGGCCGUACAAAUGCAACAUCUGUGGGAAUCGUUUCUCCACACGCGGGAACUUGAAAGUUCACUUCCAGAGGCAUAAAGAAAAGUAUCCCCACAUCCAAAUGAAUCCCUACCCGGUUCCCGAGCAUUUAGAUAAUAUUCCAACAAGUUCUGGCAUCCCUUAUGGCAUGUCCAUGCCCCCAGAGAAACCAGUCACUAGUUGGCUAGACAGUAAACCUGUUCUCUCCACUUUGACUACUUCGGUAGGGCUGUUGCUCCCACCAACAAUCCCAUGCUUGCCACCUUACAUCAAAAAGGAAGAGAAUCACUCUAUCGCUAUAACCAGGCCUUCCAGUCCUGUUAAAAGUGACUCAGGAGCCACUGAGGAAACGGUAAAAGUUAAUGACAGCGUAUUGGAAGAAGGCGGUGGUGGCACUUCGCCUACCUCAAAUGAUAAAACUAAAGAGAACAACCAGACUUUCAGCUUCUUUACAGGUUUAAGUUGUGCUGCUGAGAGUGCUGUAGAGUGUGCGUCUUCUAAUAGUCCCCCCGUUACCACCAAUCCACUAUUGCCUCUCAUGUCAGAACAGUUUAAGGCUAAAUUUCCCUUUGGAUGCCUCCUUGACCCAAUGCAAGCAUCUGAAACCUCCAAGCUCCAACAGCUGGUUGAGAACAUUGACAAAAAGGUGACGGACCCAAAUGAGUGUGUGAUCUGCCACCGGGUGCUCAGUUGUCAGAGUGCCCUGAAGAUGCACUAUCGCACACACACAGGAGAGAGGCCCUUUAAGUGCAAGGUGUGUGGCCGAGCGUUCACCACCAAGGGCAACCUGAAAACACACUACAGUGUCCAUCGUGCCAUGCCUCCGCUGAGGGUCCAGCAUUCAUGUCCCAUCUGUCAGAAGAAGUUCACUAACGCUGUUGUCUUGCAGCAACACAUUCGUAUGCACAUGGGAGGGCAGAUUCCCAACACGCCUCUGCCAGACAAUUACGCUGAAUCCAUGGAGUCUGAUACUGGGUCAUUUGAGGAGAAAAAUUUAGAUGACAUAGAAAACCUCUCCGACGAGAACAUGGAGGACGGCCCCGAUAAUGGAAUCCCUGAUACACCCAAAUCUACUGAUGCCUCCCAGGAGAGCUUGUGUUCCUCACCCGUACCACCAGAGAUAAAGGGAAGGCCAAGCAGUCCGGAGAACCAGAAAAGAAAAUUCAAUCAGUGUUUCAGUGAGGAGUUUCCGGCCAGUAAGUUAAAAUCACUGGAGAGUGGCUCAAUGGAGGGUGACUGCCGCACCAAUGACUCGUCAUCCAUCGGAGAGGACAUCGAGAGCCAAAGCACAGGGAGUCCAGCUAUCUCUGAAUCUACCUCUUCUAUGCAGGCACCCUCUCCUACAAGUGGAGCUCCCAUGCCCCACACAUCCCCCAGCUUUGAGGAAAAGCAGCACAGAGCCGUAUUGUUGGAAAACCCCACUUCAGGUCUCAUGCAGGUUUCCAAUGUUGGAGCGCUGGACCUGACAUUUUGCAACCCACCAAAAGAUCCUCUGAGUAUGCUCUUCCCCUUCCGUGAGCGGGGCACCCUCAAGAACACAGUGUGUGACAUCUGUGGCAAGACAUUUGCUUGUCAGAGUGCCUUGGACAUCCAUUACAGAAGCCAUACCAAAGAGAGACCAUUUAUUUGCACAGCCUGUAACCGUGGCUUCUCCACCAAGGGGAACCUCAAGCAGCAUAUGCUCACCCACCAGAUGCGAGAUCUGCCAUCCCAGCUCUUUGAGCCAUCCAAUCCCAGCCUCACACCCAGCCCCAGCCCAUCCAUUCUUCCCGUUAGCUCACUGUCAUCCAUGAUCAAGACCGAGAUCAACGGCCACCUGCAAGGCUCAUACCAGGAUAGCAAAGAUCCCACAGGUGGCCUCAUGAACUCCUCGGCUGCCACGUCUCCCGUCUUGCCCUCUGCUCCACCUCGUAGAACACCCAAGCAGCACUACUGCAACACCUGUGGGAAGAUGUUCUCCUCCUCCAGUGCCUUGCAGAUCCAUGAGCGAACACACACUGGAGAGAAGCCCUUUGCUUGUACCAUUUGUGGCAGGGCCUUCACUACUAAAGGCAAUCUCAAGGUCCAUAUGGGAACACACAUGUGGAACAGUGCACCUGCCAGGCGUGGUCGAAGGCUCUCUGUGGACGGCCCUAUGGCCUUCCUGGGGACCAACCCUAUCAAAUUUCCUGAGAUUUUCCAAAAGGACAUUGCAACUCGGGCUGGCAACGGGGACCCAGGAGGCUUCUGGAAUCAAUACACAGCAGUAUUCUCCAAUGGCUUGGCCAUGAAAACCAACGAGAUCUCCGUCAUCCAAAAUGGGGGCCUCGCACCCCUGUCCAGCAGCAUUGGAAACGGGGGCAACUCGCCCAUUGUAGGCUUGACGGGAAACCUGGAGAAGUUGCACGGCAUGGAGCCUAACGCUGCUCUCGCUGGGCUAGAGAAGAUGACAAAUGCAGAGAACACGGGCCACUUUCGAUUCUCGAGGUUCAUGGAGGACAAUAAAGAGAUUGUCACUAACUAGAACUGCUCUGAACAACAGGCCCCAGACAAAUAUAUGAACACCU
Molecule: messenger RNA, 4346 nt
Organism: Scleropages formosus (Asian bonytongue)
Lineage: Eukaryota; Metazoa; Chordata; Actinopteri; Osteoglossiformes; Osteoglossidae
Product: sal-like protein 1
Exons: 3
Coding region: 374-4303 (1309 amino acids)
Biological process (GO): regulation of transcription by RNA polymerase II
Cellular component (GO): nucleus
Molecular function (GO): RNA polymerase II cis-regulatory region sequence-specific DNA binding; DNA-binding transcription factor activity, RNA polymerase II-specific
Source: RefSeq, a predicted model, not a curated record